GGAUACUACUUUUACUUUACUAAGUUUGGAGACUUUGAGCGGGUUUUCAAAGCUUGAACUGAACCUGAUCUGCAGCUAUCAAAAUUUUCAACAGUUUGGCUUCAGCUGCACGGAUAUUCUUUUUGUCUACCUGUGAAGUGAUUCAAGUUGUGAAGUACCCCAUUUAAAUGCUAAGAAUUUGUGGAAUAUGGGACAUUUUGUUGUUCAGGAUUUGCCAUGGAUUCUCUGUUCACUUCGGCUUGUCAUUAUGAUAAUUGCUGGUAAAGUUUCCCCUACCAGUUCAGAUGCCCUCUUCAGUGUCCCAGUUACUAGUACCACCUCCAGCCCACCAGAAGUUUACCUCCCUGCCAACUUUAAGCUCUCCAACACACAGUUGGCCUUCUUUCUCCAAGAGGCCCGAGUUCCACCAUAUGGCAGCCAACGUGGACACCCUCUUCAGCGUUCAGAAAGCUUUGUGGUCUUUCAGACCAAAGAGCUGCCUGCAAUCAACAUCUCACUUGGACCUUUCACCCAAGACCAGACAUUGUCCAAGGACCUAUUGCAACCGUCAAGUCCUUUGGACAUUCCCGGACGGGUGACAGUCAACUGGAAGGUCCGGGCAUUUAUUGUACAGUCUAGAGUUUUUGCUAGUAACCCAUUGGUUCAGGUGCUGUUCUAUAUCGCAGGACGGGACUGGGAUGACUUCAAGAUUCAGGACAAGCUUCCAUGUGUGAGGCUGCAUGCUUUUAGAGAUGUUCGGGAGAUCAAAACUUCCUGCAGGCUUCAAGGGAAUCUGGCACAGUGCUUGGCCCAACUGGAUCUCCCUUCCACAUGGUUUAAUGUUAAUGUAGCACCACUGGGUCGCAGAAAGUUCUCAGGGACAGAUGGACUUGAGUUAAGUGGGGAGACCCUUCAAGUAGAGCUUUACUAUACUCUCCAUGAUCCAGACAGCAAUGAUGAAUGUGGGGAGAGCUACCCACGCCAAGGAGGGGCAUCCAGAGGGGAGAGCUCAUCCCAACAACCCCUUCUCCGUAUUGGGAGCAUCAGUUUGUACCAGCCCAGUCAGGAACAACUAGUGGUUGACAAACAGCUUGACAAGAACCUCUUUCUGAGACUACCAGAGAGGCCAUUAAAGCCAGGAGAGACCCUCAACAUCUACCUGCUUCUGGUCCCAAAUUCUACUGUGGAGCAGUUUACACUCAAGGUGAAAGCAAAGAAAGGGGUGAACCUUCUUAGCACUAAGUCGAGGAGUAACCAGUGGAAGGUUGAAUGGGAUGUGCAGUCGGGAGCCAAACACUCCAUUGCAACCGUGGAAGCCAGCAAGAUCAAAGGAGUCCCUGGAAAAACUUUGGACACUGAGAUUAUCAACACGGCAGUUCUUACUGGCCGAACUGUGGCCAUCCCUGUCAAGGUGGUUUCCAUAGAACUGAACGGAGCAGUCACUGAUGUGUCAUCCUUUGUGCAGUGCAAGUCAUUCAAUGAGGACAUUGUCAAGGUGUCCAUGAACUGUGACUAUGUGUUUGUGAAUGGAAAAGAGACGCGUGGCUCCAUGAACGCUCGGGUGAUUUUCAGCUAUGAUCACCUGAGUGCCCCACUUGAGCUCACAGUCUGGGUGCCCAAACUACCCCUUAAAGUGGAGCUCUCAGACAACAAACUGAGCUUCAUCAAGGGCUGGAGGGUGCCCAUCUUACCCGACCGCAGAACGGCCAGAGACAGCGAUGAUGAUGAUGAUGAUGACCGUAAAGUGAGUCGGGGAUGUACGCUGCAGUACCAGAGAGCCCAGGUUAAGGUUCUGACCCAGUUCCACACAACCUCUACUGAAGGCACAAACCAGAUGAUCACUAUGCUGGGUCCUGACUGGCAAGUGGAUGUGACAGAGCUGGUGCAAGACUCUCUGAAGGUGGUGGACGCCAGGGUGGCUGAGUUGGUGGACAGGACGGUGCUAGUGGCCAACGAGCUUGGAUCAUCCACUCUGAAGGUUGAAUCCCCACUGGCAGUGGAGGCGGUACUGGGUGAAACACAGUUCUCUGUGGUAGACGAGAAAGUGUCUAUAGUGGAGUUACGUGUUCAUGCCAUCUCAGGACUGGCACUUAAUCUUCAACCAAGCCCUGGCAACAGCCAUACUAUGGUUGCCAAGGCAACUGGUCUGCAGACUCUCUCCAUUCUUAAGCAGGAGGCCAGUUUGUCCAUCUGGGUUUACUACAGCGACAAUACCGCCGCCCCCCUGAGUAUGUACGACCCUAAAGACUACAACCUCAAUGCCACCACAGCAGACGAUAAGGUGGUUACGGUGGCUCAACAACCCCAGCAACGGUGGCCAGUCAUCGUAGCCGAAGGUGAGGGCACAGGAGAGGUAGUGCAUGUGGAGAUGACCAUCUGCGAAACCUGCCAGAAGACUAAGCGCAAGAGUGUCAUUGCUUCGUCUCCUUUGUUCGUCAAAGUCCGCUUUGGACCGGAUGAAGACUCUGAGGAGGAAGUGGAUACAGAAACUGAAAUAGACACUCGAAUUCCUGCCAACACGAGAAGGCCUGCUAUCGAUUCCAACGUAGGUGGUGGAGGGUAUGAGCCAUCUAACGAGCAGCCCGCAAGUGUGCCCAUUGAUUACACCAACUUUCCUACAAUAAGCAAUCCGGAGGAACCAACUGAAGAAGACGAGGAGGACGACGAGUUUGUGCACAGUCCCCGUAGCAUGACUGACCUGGAGAUCGGCAUGUAUGCUCUUCUUGGGGUGUUUUGUCUUGCCAUUCUGGUCUUUCUUAUAAACUGUAUUGUAUUUGUGUUGAAGUAUCGCCAUAAGCGCAUCCCUCCUGAAGGCCAAGCCAACAUGGACCAUUCCCACCACUGGGUGUUCUUGGGUAACGGGGAACCCCUGCGCGCCCAGAGUGAUCUCUCGCCUCAGACGGUGGAAAGCCCCAGCAACACCUUGGAGGGGGUACAGACUUGUUGUCAUGGGGACCACGCCAGCAGCGGCAGCUCCCAGACAAGCGUACAAAGCCAAGUCCACAGCCGAGGAGAUGGCAGCUCCGGAGGUUCCACCAAAGACCACGGAGAAGACGCCAGCUCACCGACCUCCAAACGCAAACGUGUCAAGUUUACCACCUUUACCCUUCCGACUGAGGAUUUACCCUACAACUCCAUCCCCAUUGCCAACGAAGAGGACAUUCAGUGGGUAUGCCAAGACAUGGGCUUUCAGGACCCACAGGAACUGCACGACUACAUGCGCAGGAUAAAGGAAAUAGCCUGAUCGGGCUAUGUGCUUUCUAAAGACGUUCCUUUCUAUUUUCUCUCUUAAUUUUCACUCUAGAGGAGGUACCUUUCACUAGAAAAACAACCAAGGCCUAGUGUCCACUUUUGUUGGGGUUUUUUGCACAGUGCUGUUUCCCUUACACAUUGACACUUGUACAAACUAAAAAAUAUUCAUGACGCUGCCAGGGAAGCCAAAGACGAGUCUUGAGGGAUUCUAGCAAAAAUGGCUGUAGUGGUGUGUAUGAUUGCUGCUCAGUAUAAGGGUGAGUGUACAAUCUUUAAAGGAAACGUAGAAUUUCAGUUGUGAACAGUGAAUACUGAUAUCAAAAUGGAUUCCUAAAGUACUCAAUCAAGUGUGGGUUACCCUACUGUGGAUAGGAUCUUUCUCAGAGGAAUGCCUGGAGUCUUGGCACUGUGUCCAUUCUUCUGCUUCUCUUUUUUUUAAUUCAACAGAUUCUUCUCCAACAAAGAGGCCUUUGAAGUGCAGAUUCUACUUUUGUCCCAGAUUUGUGUUUGAGAUGGAUCAUUUUCACGCCAUUGUUGAUAAACCUGACACUUAGCCACAGAAACUGUCAGGGACGUUCGUGAGAACGUGCCAUGGAUUCUAUGUCAGUGUUGGAAAUGUUGAAUGGUUUUAAUCCCCUUGCCCCUUUUCCACGUUAUCUUGGUUCAACACAUGCCUUGGUUGCUGCAUUAGUUCUUCGUCUGUCUUUGGUAUUUCAUACUCGUUCUCAAUCUGGAUGCCACCUGCUUCUUGUCUUGGUUAAGUCUAAUGCCUUAUUAAACGGAUCUCAAUAGUCACAACCGCGUUCUGUGCUGACACCACAUUUGUUCACAUUGGUAAGGGCCAAAGCAGGAGCAACUCUACAGAUGUCUGUAUCUCAAUUAAAUGUGUGUCGGUACAGGAAAGGCAGGAGCUUGUACAUUGUGGAGUUAGAUAUCUUCUCCAACAUUCCUCUGCAUGAAUGGAGACUUGCAGGCACAAUUAGCGUUAUUUUUUUUUUAUUUUACUUUGUAUAUGUUUGUAUUGUGAGAAUUAUCUAAUCAUACAUAAAUGAUAAUAGAAGACAUAUCAUGUUACCAUGCAUUACAUGCAUGUGCCAGACCCUCCCUUCUGUGUACAUACCAUGUUCAGUACAUAACGACUUCAGAAGCUUAACUCUUGAUUACUCAGUUAGCCUGAGGAAUAGGGGAGGCAGAUGCCAUAUAGGGACUCGGCAGGCAGAUACUUGAAUUUCAGUGAGGCUAUCUUUUCUCUUUCUCUUUUUCUGUAUCUUUACUGAUCUCACCGUGAAUUCCCAUCCAGGCGGCAAUAGAGUUAAGAUCUUUGGUAAGGAUAAAAUGCUAUGCAAACACACUGGAGGGGUUGAUUAUUGUGUUUAAGUAGAUCUGCCCCGGAUAUUGAUAUAGCACCAUGGUUGCAUUCAUUAAUAUACCAAGAAAUAUCUCAAAACUAGUUGUAACAUCUGCCACAAUGUAAACUGCAGGUUUUGAGAUUUGUUUUUUUUUACUUUGAAGCUCGCUAGAGCUUUGUUAAAGAAAACACCACAAAAUGUGGUAGCACAGUAGGUCAAGCCCGAAACUUUAAACAUUUAGUAGUUUAGAAAGGGGUAAGCUGGUAAAAGGUCUGGAAGAUGAUAUCUGAUAUCUGUAUUGCUGCUGACCUAUCACAGGUUAGUUUCAGGGUUACAGUCCCCCCAGUUUCUUCAGGACACCUAAAUUCACACACACCGUAUUAAAUGUUUAUUUCCUCACUUGUGCUGUAUUUGUAACAUGCAGGAUUUAUGCAUGACUUUGUUUUAAUAGUCGUAUUAGUCAUUUUCCUGUAACAAGGAAGGAACGCCUAUUAUAACGUUUUUAUUCUAUUAUUAUUAUUAUAACAUUAUUUUUAUUUUUUUUUAACUCACCCCUAAUUGAAUCAGGGGUCCUUUUCACUCCAGAUAAAAGGCACAGAGAACUUAUUACUGACACCUCUCCACCUUUCUCCUAUGAUUUGUAGCCCCUUCACCUCUUUCUCAAAGGAUUCGGAUGAGUAAACCCUCGUGUGAUGAAAUGUUAAUUGAUGAUGUAACACGUCAAGGUAUUAGGUUUUGCUAAACAGUUGGAGUGUUGGUCAAAGGUGUAGUUUAACUCACAUUUUAACUUUAUGGAGGCUCAGAACUGAAUGUAAACUUUUCAACUGUACCUUGAUGAUCAAAAUGAACCAUUUCCAAUGUGUUAUUAAGGUCUUCUGAUGGGGUACAUAAGACUCUAUAUGACUACUAGCAAGUCUCUGGUAGCAGCUCAUACACUUUUCCUUUUUCUAAAAUUAUUUUCCUAAGUGUAAUAUCACCAUCAGGACAUUUUUGGUUUCAUAUUGUUUUCUACUUUCAACUAUGUAUGUAAAUGAAACAGCAGUUGCAAUAUCUGCACUUACAUUUUUUCUUUUUCAAGAGGAGCUGCUACUAGGCAUUUGCCUUGACCACAUGCUGUGUUGUGGUGUAGAUUUGAGCUGUACUCUCUGUUCUGCUGAAGCACGGUACUGUCAGCCAUGUGCUGCCACACCCUUAAUGUACAGAGCACUGUUACAACAUCCUGUAUCCUCCCUAAAAAGCAACUGUUGUAUUUCCCUCCUUAUAUGUAAGUACUAAAGAAAAUACAAUGCA
Messenger RNA from Sinocyclocheilus grahami, 5870 nucleotides. It is a transcript of the gene tmem132e, whose product is annotated as transmembrane protein 132E. The record is from RefSeq and is a predicted model, not a curated record. NCBI's taxonomy places the organism in Eukaryota, Metazoa, Chordata, Actinopteri, Cypriniformes, Cyprinidae. The coding region runs from base 188 to 3223 and encodes 1011 amino acids. The transcript has 9 exons.